This is a messenger RNA of Hemicordylus capensis (graceful crag lizard), 6072 nucleotides long. It is a transcript of the gene SEC22A, whose product is annotated as SEC22 homolog A, vesicle trafficking protein. Gene Ontology annotation, biological process: endoplasmic reticulum to Golgi vesicle-mediated transport. NCBI's taxonomy places the organism in Eukaryota, Metazoa, Chordata, Lepidosauria, Squamata, Cordylidae. The transcript has 7 exons. The record is from RefSeq and is a predicted model, not a curated record. Bases 213 to 1310 code for a protein of 365 amino acids.
GAUGGGAAAGGGAUAGAGAAAGCCAGUGUAGGGAUUUGAGGAAGAAUGUCAUGUAGGCUGAGCAACAAGGUGAAUGGUUUUGCUGUGGAUUUUUCAACAGAGGUGAAAGGACAGUUGCGACAAGGGAAGGCCAAAAAGAAAUGUGCUGUAGUAGUCGAGGGAGGAAAUGACUGGAGCAUGAAGCAAAGUUUUAGUUGAAGGAUAGAAGUGGAAUGUUUGCAAUAUUGUAUAUGAAAAGCUACAUAACAAGGGAGUGGAAGUCGAGGAGGAAUCCUUUGUGUCUGGCUGACAGAGUGAAUUGUGAUGUGAUCAAUCACAAAAGUGACAACAUCACAAAGUGGAAAAUAAUAAGGAGAGGAAGAUUUUCUUUCAGUCUUCUGGCAAUGUCCAUGAUCUUGUCUGCCUCCGUGGUUCGCGUGAGAGAUGGACUCCCUCUAUCUGCCUCUACCGAUUUUGAGCAAAGUGUUGGUGUGCAGGAGUGCAGAAAGCACUUCAAAACCCUUGCAAAGAGACUUGCUCACCUUCCGGAUAGAUGCACGCUGCAAACAGGACAGUAUAACAUAAAUUUUAUUAGUUCCCUGGGAGUGAGCUACAUGAUGCUGUGCACCGAAAAUUAUCCCAGUGUCCUGGCCUUCUGCUUCCUGGAUGAACUUCAAAAGGAGUUCAUCACCACGUACAACAUGAUGAAGACAAAUACAGCUGUUAGACCUUACUGUUUCAUCGAAUUUGAUAAUUUCAUUCAGAGGACCAAGCAGAGAUAUAAUAAUCCACGGUCUCUGUCAACAAAGAUAAACCUUGCUGAUAUGCAAACAGAAAUCAGACUGAGACCACCUUAUCAAAUGUCUGUGUCUGAAUUGGGUUCACCUAAUGGAUUUCCACACAUGUCUCUUCCAGAAUAUCAAGGUACUGGAAAAAUAUCUACAGCUCCUCACCAGCGACUGGAACCUGUGACGCUGUCAGGGAUUGUUUCCUUUGUACUCAGCCUUUUAUGUGGGGCUUUGAAUUUGAUCCGUGGCUUUCAUGCGAUAGAGAGUCUUCUGCAGAACGACAGAGAAGACUUCAGUUACGUUAUUGCCUUUUUCCUUGGCACAGCCGCUUGUUUAUAUCAGUGCUAUUUGUUUGUGUAUUGCACAGGCUGGAGAAACAUCAAAUCCUUCCUAACGUUUGGCUUAAUCUGCCUAUGCAACAUGUAUCUCUAUGAACUGCGCAACCUCUGGCAGAUCUUCUUUCAUGUGACUGUAGGCGCUUUUUCAACUCUACAGAUUCGGCUGAGGCAGCCACAAGGGAAGUCCCCUGACUAUAAUGUAUGAUGGCUGUCCUCCGAUAGUCUCAAGGCAAACUUGAUCCAAGUGGUAUUCCCCUCAGGGAAGAAAAGCUUUUCUGCUGGAGAGACUCUCCCCAAACUCUAAGGCAUGGACUUGGCAGUGGAAUUCUUCCUCAAAGAAGAACUAAAAACAGAAAACUUCUGGCACUAAUUGGGGGUACGGAUGAAGCCCUCCACUGUGCAGGAGAAUGUACCCCAAGGACAAACAAGAAAUUUGAGGACAGCAUGAAAAACUCCACAUUCAGAACUAUGAGAAAGGCAAGGAUCUGUAUUGGACUGGUUCUGCAUAUCAAGUGAUUUCUCCAACCCCAAACCAGUUUUGCCUUUGUGAGGCAGUAGAAAAGGCUGAAAUAAAAGGAUGGUAUUGCAUAUUAACAAACUGUUCAGAAUGAAUGAAUUCCUAAAUGCCAGAUUAUUGGAUUGCACAUAAAUUUAAUGGUGUGUGUCUGCGUUUUCCUUAAUUAAAAUCUAACCCGGAAACCAUCUGUUCAUGGGGAUUAGCUCCUGGGCCCCAGAGGCCUGCCAUCGAGUGCCGAGUUAAUUAUGAAUUGCUUUGCUUCGUUUUUGUGUGUGUGUAAUUUGCUUUGAAAGAGUUUUAGAAAGUGACCUUUUCCCUCCACGUAAAUAACAACAUCACAGUCUGUCUUCAGGCCCUUGAUCUGAUGCUUGCAGGAUGAAAAGAAGUUUGCUAGUGGCAAGGCUUCAGGAAAGGGAGAGACUGCCAUUUGGACUCGAGGCUUUUACUCUUCUCUGUAUAUGAUGUCAUGGCAGAAGCUAGCCUGAUUAGGAACGAGCCCAAUCUCUAGCAAUUUCAGUUUGAAUGCAAUGCUUAAGAAACCUAUUUGGAGAACACAGGAAACUGAAGGCUUUUGAUGACAGGAAUAGACUUGUUUGUGCACAGCUGAUCUGUUGUGGGAGAGGUGAGCAGCCUAUGAUGUUAAAUGAGCUAUUAACACCCACCAUAAUUAGCAAGCAGUUAGCAUAUUGCAUGACAGUAUGCUGUGCCAUGCAAUAAAUGUAUUUCCUUCAUAGAAAAAAACUUAAACUACAAUGCUUUGUUCCUUAAAAGUACACAUUGGCUAUUCUGAAUUCAAGCUUGUUUGUGCAAAAGGUGGAUCAAAAGGAUUGUACAAAAGGGUUGUACAAAAGUUGGAGAGGAGAGCUGGUCUUGUGGUAGCAAGCAUAGGCUCGGAUUGGCCCACAGGGCAACAGGGCAUAUUCCCGGUGCGCCCUACCCGCACAGUGCCCCUGCGCCCCAACUCCCACCAUUAAUUACCUAUUCUGCUCAAAACUCAGCGCCCUCCCCACACACAUUCCACCGCCCUCUCAGUGCCCCCAGUCCGGCCCUGAAGCAUGACUUGUUCCCUUAGCUAAGCAGGGUCCACCCUGGUUGCAUAUGAAAGGGAGACUUGAUGUGUGAGCACUGUAAGAUAUUCCCCUUAGGGGAUGGAGACACUCUGGGAAGAGCAUCUAGGUUCCAAGUUCCCUCCUUGGCACCUCCAUGAUAGGGCUGAGAUAGAUUCCUGCCUAAAGCCUCUGCCAGUCUGUGUAGAUAAUACUGAGCUAGAUGGACCAACGGUCUGACUCAGUAUAUGGCAGCUUCCUAUGUUCCUUUGGAUCGAGGUGGUGAAAAGACAGUUACUGUGUCUCAUGCAUGCUUGAGAAAAUAUUAGAGAUUUUCAGAAUGUUCCAGUAUCGAAACGUUUUGACUUGAAAUGGGCCGUUUUGAGCUAGAAACAGAGCACUCUUUAAAUCAAGGGCCUGUUUCAAGCUCAGAGCAGAAGAACCCUGUUUUGAUCAAAAAGUUUAAAUGUUUUUGGCCUGUUGAUUGGUUUCCUGGCUUCUUGGCUGGCUUGUUAUGCUACAAAUCAAGUGUUGUCAUGGGCAACUGUGCCCCCAUUGGCUGGAGAGAGGGGGGAACACAAAAGGAGGGAAUUUCAAAAUGUUUUCAAAGGGACUGGGAAGCAGAGAGCCCUUAUAGUGUGCCUCUCUUGAAGAGGAUACAUCAGGAGGCGAGGAGGAAGGAAUCAAGGAAGGUUUGAUUUUGUGGUUUUCUUUUCUCAGCACAAUAUAAUAUGCUGUGCUAUUGCUGCUAUAUUAUUAACUAUCUGGUUUUGCAAUGCUGGAUCUCGGAUUAGGGGAGCAAGGGCAGGAGAGAGGGCAUGCACAUACCUCUUGUUCCCCAGAGGCAUCUGGUGGGCCACUGUGUGCAACAGGAUGCUGGACUAGAUGGGCCUUGGGCCUGAUCCAGCAGGGCUGUGCUUAUGUUCAGAUUGACAAAAGCACAAUUUGGAUGCCUGUCUGUGUGUACGUCUGAUAUUCUCAAGGUCAGGCAUGGAGCUCAUCACAGAAAUCGCCAAGAAAUAACUUGUUUCACUCACUGCUCUGGUCUACUCUGCAAUCUUCAUUGCAAGAUGUACUUGGCUGAAGUUGCUCUAGUUGAGUGUAUGGCUAUGCUUGCUGCCAAAAAGGGUGCUACUGUGGCAGCUGUUGCAAUGCUAGGCAAUAACCUAAGGAGUCAUCAUUGUGUGUGUGAGAGAGGAACUUGUGCCAAUGAUGAUACAGCAGUGCAGGGUGGAACUGUGGUUGGCUGUUAAUUCUGGGUCAGCGAUUCGUUUUUGGCCAUUUUUGGACUGUGUUUGAAAUGUGUGUUCUGUGUUGGGAGGCUCAGUUUCCCUUUUGCUGUGUGCUUCUGCAGUGCUGCAAAUUGCAGCGCAAAACUUUUUUGCAGUGCACUCUCUAAGUGCAGCUUGUUCUGGCCAUAGGGAACAAUGGGGAAAUUCUGUUCCCCAUGGUAGCUCCUAAGGACACCAAAGUGGGUUGUGUGAUGGGUGUUUCCUUCCACCCAGCCCACAAAAUAAAUAGACAAAGCAGGCAGUUUUGAAGACAUUUUUAACCUUUCUCCAAAGCCCACAUGGGAUCUUUGUUAAAAUGUUGUUAAAACUGCCUGCUUGCCCAUUCUUUUGUGGGUUGGGUGGUAAGUAGCACCCAUCAUGCCCUACCACACAGCCCACUUUGGUGUCUCUGUGGGUACAAUGGGAUGUUUAGGGUUUCACCAUUGUCGCCUAGAUUUUGCUGGAUUGCAUUGGGUGUGCUCAGAAGACACAGGAAGACAAGCUUGAGUCUCUGGCACUCAAGAAUGGAGUGUGUGUAUGUGUGUUCUGAGGGUCAGAGAGACUCUGGCUCUGCUGCCAUGUCGCAAACUGCUUUCAAACAACAAAAUCUGUUUCCCAAGGCUGCUGUUUGGGAGGCACAGGGGAUGUAUCUGGCAUUCCUUUGCUAUGGCCGUGUUCCAUCUAACAGCCUAACCUACUUCACAGGGUUGUUGUGAAGAGAAACCUAAGUAUGUAGUACACUGCUCUGGGCUCCUUGGAGGAAGAGCGGGAUAUAAAAUGUAAACAAACAAGGUUAAAGUUUCAGCUUCAGCUUCACAUGACUGAAAGGUUUGACACUGAAGUAUGCUUCCAGCUAUGACUUUGUUGCUGUGUGGCAAUCUUGUGGCCAGACAAGCCAGGGGUGAAAUGUUGGCAGCAUUUGUUGAUAAAUAUAAAGAAUGUGGUAGGACACAGGGUGAUGUGUGCUUAAGUCCCAUUAUGUCAACAGAAUUCAAGUGUAAGUAAUUGUGCUAGAUUUUGGCCUGACCGUAUAAAACUUGGUAAGAUGUUGAGAGCUGAUUCCCAUCGGCUAUAACUGACACGACGCCUUGGGCAAGAAUACACCCUAGAAGGAUUUCAUUAUGCCCUGCAAGAAGACCUACAUCUAGCAAUCCCCUGAAGCACUGUAGAGCAUCUGUUCCUGUGAUUUCAAGUGCAAAUACCCUGAUUUUGGAUAUUUACGUUCACCUCCAGGUGACAGCCAACAUUUUAUCUUGUGUUAUUCACUCCUGAAAAAUAUGGACUGGGUUAAUCACUGUGGCUUUCAUAGAGCCUGGAUUUGAAACUAUAUAUUUUUAAGUAGCCUCAUUGUGUUUUGAAUGCCUGUUUUUCAUUAGGUGCUGCUUUUUUGCGUUCGCCAAAAAUGUUUCUCACAUGUGCUGGAGACUAUUGUUGUGCUUGCCAAAUCAGCUGUAAAGGGCGCUUUGCUUAGCUGCUUUCCCUGCUCAGUUUAAGCUGUGGACAAUAACUGGAGGUAUAGGCGAAGUUUAAGUUGAUAGCUUCUAUUGCUUGGUGUUCAGCCAGCAACCCUCCCUCUCAGUAUCUAAAUAAACUAAAAGAUGGAUCUCAAGCAGCCAUCUUUUCUUUUAAAGUAUGUACAUGGGUUAGAAACUAUAUUUGUUCUUCAAAAGUACUAAUUUGAGUUGGUGGAGUGUUAAUGUCAAAUGAAAGAGGGAGAGAGAGCUGCUUCCUAAUAUAGGAAGUGGGAGCCAGAGACCUGCAUAUACAUAGAAAAAGGAUUUGGAGCUGCAUCUAGCUCAAGGUGGCCUUGCUGAUAAGGCUGGACCUGCCUUCUAAUGGAUCUGGAGGGUGGUUGGUUUUUUCAUCCAAGUGACUAGUUGUUGCACACGAUCGAGUCUGAUUAGAGCUUAACCCCUGCUAACUGGGCCAAGGAGCAAUUUUUGGGAGUGGUGGCUGGGAUGUAGCUAUAAUUGAACAAGGUGAUGGGGAGCAAAUGCCCCUCAUUCCACUCGCCGUAGUGUCCCUCGCAAUGGCUGUACCUUCCCUGUAUUUCAUUUUAGACUGUGUGCCUGUCUGGCAGAGGGAACUGUCUUCGUAUUCUAUGUAAAUUGCUUUGUGCAUUUUUGUUGAAAA